AUUUUCGACCGAGCAGGUGAGAUAGAAAAUAAUCUAUACCAAACGGUUUUUACGCCAGAACAAUGUCAAAUGCAAUAACAAAUCACAACGAUGGGAGCUAAAGAACAAAUGGAGCGCACCCCAUUGAUUCACCAUAAUGUCUUACAUUUGCAUGUGAAGAAUGUUCAUGAAAAUUACAAGUGCGUGCCAUUAUCGACUGUUUACAGACACUGCUAUUAUAAAGGCCAUGUUUAGAAGGCAGUAUCAAUUGUGCAUUCAUGUUACACCCCGGAAUGUCAAAACCAAUGGGUGUAUUGACAGCAAAUUGGUAGGAUUCCAAAUCAGACGUAAACCAAAUGAGUAACAGAUAGGUUUUAAAUCUCACAUAGACAUGUAGUCGUGUAGACGUGUACGUGGAUAUUUAAACAAACGAGGAAGGCAUGGCAGUAUUGAUUCCUGUACUUACCCUUUGCCUUGUCAUCGCUGGUAGUGUGGCAACAGAUCCCUGUUUGACAUACGAAGAUUUCACAGCCGACUCAACACGAUCGCCUAGCUACGUAGAAUCUGUGUACGACAACAAGAAUUGUGACGUAACCCUCACUGAGAAAUGGUACAGAUUGGUAGGGGACGCGGGGACUGACCUGACUAAUGACAGUAGUGUUUUAGUUUCUGGUGGAUGUGGAACAUCAUAUCAGCUCUGGAUGAAUGGCUCUGUACCAGAUGUUUCAGAUGAAGUUGUGGAUAGACAAAUAUGCAUGAGGUCACCCUUCUCAAUCUGCCACAGUUCUUUCACCGUCCAAGUGAAAAAUUGUUGCUCUUUUCGGGUUUAUCAUCUCAAGAGUGCAACUAAUUGUCCACAAUCCUACUGCGUCAGUCCCAGUUCUGUUCCUUCGGUCGGCUGCCCUACCACUACGAGUACCACGGCUGGAACAACAACUACAGCUGAGGAUACUACUACCAGUGUUUCUACCACGACAGCAACCACCACACAAACAGCUGCGGCCAAAACAAUAAACGGCGACAAGCAUGUGACGAUAGUGAACACCGUUAGCACUGAGAUCAUCAUAACUGUAGUUGUCCUGUUAGUGGUCAUCACAGUGAUACUCAUAGGAACUGCCAUAUGUAAAUAUAACAAGUGCAGCAAAGUGGACGCCGAGAGACGGUUGGCAAAUAGUAAUCCUGUUCAGUUCUUUCCACAAAAUGGCUACAUGGAAAUCUGCGACCAGGCUCAAGUGGUGGAGAAGGGCGGGUUCAAUAACAGUGCGCCUGCCAACACCCGCCACAUGUAGUACUACAAAUAUAUCAUGGCAGCAAAGAUGCACUCUCUUUCUAGAGGAGUACAUACAUGUAUCAAACAAGUGUCAUGAGAAGUGUCACAAACAUGUUUUGUGUAUAUAAUUUGUCGUUCCAUAAAUCAUUGCUUUGAAAAUUGUUCUGUUUAAAACCAAUUUUGUACAGUACAUGUAUGUUAUUAGAAAUUACUUUUUGAGGAGGAUGAUUAUAAUUUACAUAUCCUUACUUAAAUAUAUUAAAAUACAAGUAUUAACAACGUUAUGGUCAGAUGACUUCCCACUGAUAUAAAUGUAAACAUCUGAAAGAUAAUGUUUAAUCUGACAUAAGGCUAAAUGCAUCAGAAUUUUUGUUUUGUUGAUUCUUAAUUUGACCAACUUUACAACUAGUGUAUUUCGUUUGUUUCCUCAGUAGAAGGCUAUACCGCUACACCAAAUAAAUGUUUAGUAUAAGGUUUUGUAACCAUUUCAUUUUUUUUAUUAAAGUUUAAUCAAGUUUACUACAUGUAUCCAUUGGAUUCUUAAUUUGACAUCGAAACAGUAUUACAUUCCUCGAAAAGGUUUUACCGAAUUCUGAGAGGGACCAUAAAUUGAUGAUCUUCAUUGAUAAUCUCGUUUCGACGUUGCGGCGUUGUCGUUGUCAAUUCUCGCCUUUAUAUCUGAUUUUGAUUUUAUAAGGUUGAUACUUACCAAUAACAGCAUUUCCAUGUUUAAAAUGCAAGAUGUAUUCAUAUUUAGUAUGCGGAAAAUGCGACGUGCCUUACUGUAACGGAACAUUAACGAUCAUGAAAUUACAGUUAAUCAUUAUUAUAAAGAUUGAAAGUGAAAGCGCUCAUUUUCAGCCCACGAGAGGAAUGUUAUAUUAUGAAAGUGUCAAAUAUGUCUUUUAUUUCAUUUUCUGGAGGAUAAAGAUAUGCAUGGUUUUUUUUCUCGAUAUUAAAGGAUUAAACGUCAUUAAUAACACCAUAAAACGUAAUAAAGGUUAACUUAAGGUUUUCCAGCACAGCACUUUAUAAAAUGGCGAUAUGAUCUAAAUGAAAAUAUCAUACACCAAUGGUUUAUCUGUAUACGUGUAUGCAUUGCCAUACCUGUCCUCGAUGUCACGGUCUAGGUAUCACGUGCGUUUGGAUAAUAAUGGAAAUUAUUCAAUCAGACAUAUAUUACGGUGUCCGCCAAACUUUGAUUUACAUAAUAUCAGACAAAAUAAAGAUAUAAAUAAAAUACAA
Mizuhopecten yessoensis (Yesso scallop) is the source of this 2494-nucleotide messenger RNA. RefSeq names its product oncoprotein-induced transcript 3 protein-like. Bases 420 to 1268 code for a protein of 282 amino acids. The record is from RefSeq and is a predicted model, not a curated record. The transcript has 6 exons. NCBI's taxonomy places the organism in Eukaryota, Metazoa, Mollusca, Bivalvia, Pectinida, Pectinidae.